AUGUCAGUUGUGAAUACAUCCACUCUGAGACUUCAAACAGCUUCCUGGUCUAGAAGGGCACCCUUUAAAAGAUCUUGUGCUCUUAUUAAGAGUUCAUCAACUUUGAGCUGUGUGAAGAAUGUGUCUAAACUAUUUGGAUCAAAAUCAUCAUCAUCCUUUAGAGUUUCUGCGAUGGCAGUAUAUAAAGUGAAACUGAUUGGACCAGAUGGUGUAGAGAACGAAAUUGAGGCCCCUGAUGACUCUUAUAUUCUGGAUUCAGCUGAAAAUUCUGGAUUAGAGUUACCUUAUUCAUGCAGAGCAGGUUCCUGCUCAACUUGUGCAGGUAAACUGGUUUUAGGCUCUGUGGAUCAAUCAGAUCAAUCCUUUCUUGAUGAUCAACAAAUGGAGAAGGGUUAUGUUCUGACAUGUACCUCAUACCCAACAUCAGAUUGUGUGAUUUACACCCAUAAAGAAGAAGAUCUCUACUAAGUGAUGAUAUAUGCCUUGCUAUGUGUCAUGGUAGCUAGCUAUUUUGAAACUAUGUUGGUGUUUAUUUAUCUUUUUGAAUCAUUCUAAAUUUGUCCGAAGCUUGAACCAGGUAAUUUCUAGGGAUUAGA
Messenger RNA from Gastrolobium bilobum, 596 nucleotides. RefSeq lists its product as uncharacterized. NCBI's taxonomy places the organism in Eukaryota, Viridiplantae, Streptophyta, Magnoliopsida, Fabales, Fabaceae. Gene Ontology annotation, cellular component: plastid. The transcript has a single exon. Gene Ontology annotation, biological process: electron transport chain. The record is from RefSeq and is a predicted model, not a curated record. Gene Ontology annotation, molecular function: electron transfer activity; 2 iron, 2 sulfur cluster binding. Bases 1 to 468 code for a protein of 155 amino acids.